AUGUCUACCUCUGACAUGUCCUUUACGACUCGGGCGACGAAGUCCAUAGAAGAUGCCAUGUUCAACGCAGAACAACAUGGCUCUUCUCAACUUCUACCCCUCCAUCUCGCCCUCGCCCUCCUAGACCCAUUACCCGAUCUUUCGAAAGACCAACAACAGACUAUGAACGCCUCUCAUGGAUCUGCCUCGCAGUCACUAUUCCGUCAAGUAGUAGAGCGAGCCCAUGGAGAUCCGCAGGCUCUUGACCGUUCACUCAAGCGCGCGGUUGUUCGUCUACCAAGUCAAGAUCCUCCGCCUGAAAACGUUGCCGUUUCGCCUUCUUUUAACAAAGUUUUAAGAGCGGCGAAGGAGUUGCAGAAGACGCAGAAGGAUUCGUUUAUCGCGGUGGAUCAUUUGAUUAUUGCCGUUACUCAAGAUCCUGCUGUUCAAACAUGUUUGAAGGAGUCUAAUAUACCAAAUAUCAAGCUUCUGCAAGAUGCUGUUUCGCAGAUUCGGGGAACGCGGAGAGUGGAUUCUAAGACGGCGGAUGCGGAGGAGGAGAAUGAAAAUUUGAAGAAGUUUACCGUGGAUAUGACGGCGAUGGCCAGAGAGGGAAAGAUUGAUCCCGUUAUUGGCAGAGAAGAGGAGAUUCGACGGGUCGUUAGAAUUUUGUCGAGACGAACGAAGAAUAACCCAGUGUUGAUUGGUGAACCGGGUGUGGGAAAGACGACCGUAGUGGAGGGUUUGGCACAGCGAAUUGUUAAUGCUGAUGUUCCGGAUAAUCUCGCCGCUUGCAAACUUCUCUCGCUGGAUGUCGGAUCAAUUAUCGCCGGAAGUAAAUACAGAGGAGAGUUUGAGGAGAGAAUGAAGGGUGUUUUGAAGGAGAUUGAAGACUCAAAGGAAAUGAUUGUUCUAUUCGUCGAUGAAAUGCAUCUUCUCAUGGGCGCUGGCGCCAGUGGUGAAGGUGGAAUGGAUGCUGCCAACAUGCUUAAACCUAUGUUGGCUCGUGGACAACUCCACUGUAUUGGUGCUACCACUCUCAACGAAUACCGAAAAUACAUUGAGAAGGAUGCAGCAUUCGAACGUCGUUUCCAACAAGUUUUGGUUAAAGAACCAUCUAUCCCCGAUACCAUCUCUAUUCUUCGUGGAUUGAAGGAGAAAUACGAAGUUCAUCACGGAGUUACCAUUGCAGAUGCAGCUCUUGUUUCUGCGGCUACUUUGGCCGCUAGAUAUCUUACACAAAGACGACUUCCGGAUUCUGCUGUUGAUCUUAUUGAUGAAGCAGCAGCAGCAGUUCGAGUUGCUCGAGAAUCACAGCCUGAAAUUAUCGACUCCCUCGAUCGUAGACAUCGACAACUCGAGAUUGAAAUUCAUGCCUUGUCUCGAGAAAAGGAUGAAGCUUCAAAAGCUCGCUUAGCUCAAGCUAGACAAGAUGCUCAAAACGUUGAGGAAGAACUUAGACCUUUACGUGAGAAGUAUGAGAGUGAAAGAAAGAGAGGCAAGGACAUUCAAGAAGCUAAACUCAAGCUUGAUCAAUUGAAGGUCAAAAUGGAAGAGGCUACUCGUUUGGGUGAUACUAGCAAGGCUGCUGAUCUUCAAUAUUACGCAAUUCCGGAACAGGUCGCAUUUAUCAGGACCUUGGAGAAAGAGAAGAAAGCUGCUGAUGCGGCCCUUAGCUCGAAUUCUAAUCCUGAUUCUGGUGGAUCUCUUAUCACUGAUACUGUUGGUCCAGAUCAAAUCAACGAGAUUGUUGCUCGAUGGACAGGUAUCCCGGUCACUAGACUUAAGGCGACUGAGAAAGAUAAACUUUUGAAAAUGGAAAGCGCUCUAGGAAAAAUAGUUGUUGGUCAAUCUGAAGCUGUUAAGGCUGUCUCGAAUGCUAUUCGACUUCAAAGAGCAGGACUUUCCAAUCCAAACUCGCCACCAAGUUUCCUGUUCUGUGGUCCAUCGGGUACUGGUAAGACACUUCUUACCAAAGCUCUUGCCGAUUUCCUCUUCGAUGACGAGAAGGCUAUGAUCAGACUGGAUAUGUCCGAAUAUCAAGAACGUCAUGCACUUAGUCGCAUGAUUGGUGCACCACCUGGAUAUGUUGGUCAUGAUGCCGGUGGACAACUUACUGAAGCCCUUCGUCGUAAACCUUUCUCUAUUCUUCUCUUUGAUGAAAUUGAAAAAGCAGCAAAGGAAAUCCUUACAGUUCUCCUUCAACUCAUGGAUGAUGGUCGUAUUACUGAUGGCCAAGGACGUGUUAUUGAUGCCAGAAAUUGUAUCGUGGUUAUGACGUCCAAUUUGGGUGCUGAAUAUCUCGAUCGUCCUAAUGCUGCCAAUGGAAAGAUUGAUCCAACUACUCGCAUGAUGGUCGAACAAGCUCUUAAGGAUUAUUUCUUGCCUGAGUUUCUCAAUCGUAUCAAUGCAACUAUUAUCUUCAAUCGUCUCACCAGAGCUCAAAUCCGAAAGAUUGUCGACGUACGACUUGGGGAGAUUCAAAAGAGACUAGCGAACAACGGACGAAAUAUUCGCAUUGACUGUUCUCCUGCAGUUCUCGAUUAUCUCGGCUCAGCAGGUUAUAGUCCUGUAUAUGGUGCUAGACCACUUGCCCGAUUGAUAGAAAAGGAAGUGUUGAAUAGAAUGGCAGUACUAUUAUUGAGGGGUGCAAUUAAAGAUGGUGAGACUGCGAGGGUGGUCAUGAGAGACGGAAGAAUUGUGGUGGAACCUAAUCAUCAGGGUAGUAGCGAGGAAAACAGUAGUGAGGAUGAUAUGGAUAUUGAUGAGGUGGAUGCGAGAGAGGCUUAUGGAAGGAGGGGAUACAGAGAUGAGGACAGGGACAGUGAUGGGGAUUUGGACUUGUAUCAGUAG
Sclerotinia sclerotiorum 1980 UF-70 is the source of this 2832-nucleotide messenger RNA. RefSeq lists its product as hypothetical. NCBI's taxonomy places the organism in Eukaryota, Fungi, Ascomycota, Leotiomycetes, Helotiales, Sclerotiniaceae. Gene Ontology annotation, molecular function: ATP binding; ATP hydrolysis activity. The coding region runs from base 1 to 2832 and encodes 943 amino acids. The transcript has a single exon. Gene Ontology annotation, biological process: cellular response to heat. Gene Ontology annotation, cellular component: cytoplasm; cytosol. The record is from RefSeq and is a predicted model, not a curated record.